Molecule: messenger RNA, 1188 nt
Organism: Phoenix dactylifera (date palm)
Lineage: Eukaryota; Viridiplantae; Streptophyta; Magnoliopsida; Arecales; Arecaceae
Source: RefSeq, a predicted model, not a curated record
UCCGUCAAAUUUCACCUUCUCCGAGCUCAAAUCCUCACUCAUUCCCUUCCCCCUUCUGUCAGUACCGUUGACAUCUUCAUUCCUCCCUUUGUUCGAAGCCUUAGAUACCAACUCCCCUCAAAACUAUAGAAUAACCAGGGCCAAUGCCAGAGCUACCCAACCCCAAUCUCCACCUUCCCCCAAUCACUCUCCCCUUUCUCUAACGUAUGUCCAACUUCUUCCAGCCCUUACCAAACCCGAUGAGCUCGACAGACACCUCCGGCGAUGGCUUGGACCGAAGCUCCGGCGGUGGGCACUUCAGCUCUGACCACACCGGAGAGUUCAGAUACGGUGCCGGAGUUUCUGUUGGCAUCCUCCUUCUCAUCACCACCAUCACUCUGUCAUCCUACUACUGCAACCGAGCCAACACACUGAGACCAGCGCCGCCUGACAACGGUGCGACGUCCGCGGUGGCCGACGUGGAGGCCGGGAUCGACGAGGCCACCCUGAUGAACUUCCCCAAAGUGCUUUACUCCGAGACCAAGCUCCGCGACGAGGGGACGACGAGUUCAUGCUGCUCCAUAUGCCUGGCGGACUACAAGGAUUCCGACGUGCUGCGAGAUCUGCCGGACUGCCGGCACCUGUUUCAUGCCAAGUGCGUCGACCCGUGGCUGCGGUUGCAUCCGACGUGCCCCGUCUGCCGCACGUCGCCGCUGCCGACUCCCCUUCCGACGCCUCUGGCUGAGGUCGUUCCACUGGCAACGCACUCAUGACUUGAUAGCAUGGAGGUGUAGCAAGUUUUCAUUCUGUUUUUCUUGUAAUAUUGGGUUCAAGGUAGGAUUUUUCGCUGCAACUUAUGGAUGAUUAGAUUCAAGAAGAAGUGUUUCGCAAAGCAAUUCAUCGGAUUCAUGUGAAUUUCUUAAGGAAGAUGGAAGAGAAGGAGAUAGUAUGGGAUGUUGCAUGGAAUUUCAGAUUGGAAUUUGGCUCCUUCAGUUGGCAUUCCACUGUGUAUAAUAGGGAGAGGUUCACCAGAUAUUGCUCAAAAAAAAAGGGGGAAAAAGAAGGAAUCACAGAUCCCUUCCGGCCUUUUUUUGGAUAGGUCAAAAGAUGCAUGCGAGAAAUUAAUAUGGAUUCCUGUCCUAUGAAUACUGUUCCCAAAUCUGAUCAAUCUACCCCUCUUCUACUAAUGUCAUAAAAGAUUUCAAAUCA